This is a messenger RNA of Adelges cooleyi (spruce gall adelgid), 1819 nucleotides long. RefSeq lists its product as uncharacterized. Gene Ontology annotation, molecular function: structural constituent of chitin-based larval cuticle. The record is from RefSeq and is a predicted model, not a curated record. Gene Ontology annotation, cellular component: chitin-based extracellular matrix. The coding region runs from base 55 to 1647 and encodes 530 amino acids. The transcript has 15 exons. NCBI's taxonomy places the organism in Eukaryota, Metazoa, Arthropoda, Insecta, Hemiptera, Adelgidae.
UCGAUCAACAUUCAAGUUCAAGCUCUUCGCGGGAUCGACGGUCGUGCUGGCAAAAUGCGUCAAUCGUUCGCCUUAACAGUUUUGGCUAUCACCGUAGCCGCCGUGUCAGGUUUUCCAUGGACAGCUGGCGGCAAAGGUGCAGGCCGUACUAAGGGCAACAACGGCGAAACGGCGCAGCAAGACGACAGGUUCCAUCUACAGUCGCCCGACGGACAAUAUGUAUUUGGUCACACCGAGAACAAUCAAGGAAGAGCUGAGAUGAGGUCUGCAGACGGCACAGUGACCGGGUAUUAUAGUUACAUGGGCGCUGAAGGCAAACUGGUGUAUGUCAACUACAUUGCCGACAAUCACGGAUACAGGAUUUUGUCUAGCAGCACUGAACCUUUGGAUUCUAAGACCGCCAAGGUCGCAGACAAGAAUGACUCUAGCAAUGACUACGGCAGUGUGUUUUCAGAAUUCACUCAGCGCAUUAAGGACACGGUAGUGCAGAAAUCGGGACAGCGGUCGAUCGACCUUCCAAAUGGUGGUCAACAACAAGAAACUGUCGAUCCGCUUUACCCGUCAAAUAAGGAUAUUCCGUCUAAACCCGAUGGGCAAACCCCAAAUCAAUUCCCAGACUGGAAUCAAUUGAAGACUUCGACCACUGAAAAACCAUGGGACGGGGAAAAUACCGACCAAGGACAACAUCAACAAGAAGUAAUACUUCCUAAUCGGGCUGACAGAAUUGAACCCAGUAGUGAGCCUAAUGCACGCAUUGCUAACGACAUCAUCGCAACUACCAUUUCUCGCGUGGAACAGGCUCAGACCACGCUUUCGUACAACGAUCUACCUCAAACUACAGUUCCAAACGUAGAACCUGCUCAGACAACCGACGCCAUACUUGAAGAGCUUCAAAGAACUACCGAAAUUAUCGACAGCCGAGUAGAUUUACAGACAACGACCCGAAGCGAUAUCAAGGAAUUUUCGACCGUGACCAUCAGAGAUGAACCGACUACAAUGCGUUCCACCGACGAGCACAGGCCUAGCGUUAAGGACUCCGCUGAAAGGGACAACGAUGCCACGACGGUCAAACCCACGUCUUCGGUUACCGUUCUUGAGGAACACCAAGGACAACAGCAGAUCACGACCGAACCUAGUGUCGAAACCGAUUAUCAAACUACGACGGUGACGGUGUCAUCGAGACGAGAAGAAUCUACUGGAGUGACGACGUUCAAGCCCGAAAGCGACCAAAGCCGUGACAUGGAAACCACAACAGGCAUUCAGCACGUGACCGAAGAAAACGGCCAAGACCGCACCGAGUUCGGGACGCCAGAGCCCAGCGGUAGAAUCGGAACGACCGUUAGCCCCGGUGACUUGGAAGGACAGACGACCGAGGCGCAGGUACAAGAAAUAUCGUGGCCCGAAAUACCUCAACAGCCCAAACCGGUACCGCAAGAUUUGGUACCUAUGGAGUAUUCUGAAGACGAAGGAUCGACCAAGAGUCCGGCUGGCACUAAAACGCCUUAUUCGAGACGGACGAGACAGUUCCAUAAGUUAGAAGAAGAAGUCAAGAAGACGGCAAACGAUUCGGAAAUCAUUGAAACCACUACUUUCGCUCCAGAAACUGCAACUGUAUUUGAUUUCCCGAAAUUCUAUUUAAUUGGCUAAAUACCUGUAGUCGUUUUAAUUGUGAACCGUGUAAUUACUUGCUACUAAAUGUUCGAUAAUGUAAUGUUUUCAUCGCCGCUAUAAUAUUAUUAUAACCAUAUUAUUAAUAGUUAACGAAUAAAAACAAAUGGUUUCAUUUGUCUGGUACAUUAUUAAACAUUGAUCAAUUAUA